UGGUGCUCAGUUGACGUCCGUCCACAGCUUUGCCACUGUGCUACGUUUCUGCAAAGUGCGCACGUAGACCAACGGACAUGGCCGUUGACGAACAACUCCCACGUUAUUCACAGAUUGCUGGUGGCAGCUACAAAGUACAUCCGGAAACAAAUCAGGCGGGCGCGUCUCAAGAGAAUGUCAGUGACGACCUGCAAAUAUGGGUGAUAGUAACACCAGAAGAAGGACCAAUGCCUACGACGCCAGGGGGCAGCCAUGACACAGCACAACCGGGUGCAAUCAGUGCAACAAAUCAGCAGCGGAGUGCUGGCCUUCGCAUCGCUGGUGGUACAUAUCCUGACAACAAUAAAUUUUCUUCCAGUGAGACUGCUGGUGGCACCUUGGAUGAACCAUAUAUCGAGCUGCCCUGCCUCGUCCUACUUCCCUCUGACAACAACACUGAAAAUGGGAGCACCGGCGUACAGCUUCCGAAGUCCAGCAACGUCGAAGAGGCAUUCCCGAGUACGAGCGGCGAGGACAUGGUGGUACUGCUGGUAACCGACAUGAAGAUUUCUGAUGGGAAGGGCAAUGGAGACCAGAACACUACGAACUACCAGGACGGCGGCACGGCUGUCCACUACGUCACUCCUCACGAAUCAUUAUCGCACAAUAACGAACCACCAGCUUUGCAUUCAGAGAAGACGCAAACGGCCAAAAAGGAAACCAGUUUGCCGCUUCCAGUGUCCAGUAGCGGCGCCUGCGAUGAUGCGGUUCCCAGCACGAGCCGUGCGGACAAGAACGCCGCUGCAUUGGCGACAAACAACGCGAGCCGAGCAAGAGCGCAGCGAGCGUCAGCGAAUGCUGGAUCGCGCGAGACAGCGUCGACGCCGGGCAAGUUCCGAGGUGAAAGCUCAGCGAGCAGCCGCCGCUCGACAAGAUCGACAAGCCAAGCGACAACAGCCAGUGCCUCUCCAUGUGAACGCCCAGCGACCACCUGCAGAACCCGGCCUCGAAAAAGCGCCGAAGCUUCGGACCAGCGCCAAGGAGCCCUGGCCAAUCACAAGCUCUGCCUGUGCAUCUUCACCACGGAGGAAUUCACCUGGGCGGCCGACCUCAAGACACAUAACAGCCGCGUGCCAGCCGAGGAUGCCGAUUGA
Molecule: messenger RNA, 1133 nt
Organism: Rhipicephalus sanguineus (brown dog tick)
Lineage: Eukaryota; Metazoa; Arthropoda; Arachnida; Ixodida; Ixodidae
Exons: 10
Coding region: 78-1133 (351 amino acids)
Source: RefSeq, a predicted model, not a curated record